GAAGAUUGUAGUGUUGCCUUGAGCGGAGCCAAAAUUGGAACCCAUAAGACAGGAAAGUGCUGUAGCAAUAUUAGUCUGCUUAUUUAAAUAAACUAUAAUUAGGAAACAACAAAGCAGGCAACCUGGAAGAAGCAGGUACACCGAAAAUAUCUACGCAACAUGGAUUUUAUAUAAUUCCGGAAAAAUGUGAGGAGAUGAGCCAGGAGAAAAAGAAGAAGCAGACCAACCGCAUCAUGUUGGUCAAAAAGAUCAUAAUGAAAGAUGGGAGCAAUCACCAGGGAAUUGGGAAUGCUAGUGUUACCCAUGCUGUGAUUGUAAUAUUCUUGGAAUUUUUUGCCUGGGGCUUAUUAACAACUCCAAUGUUAACUGUCCUCCAUGAAACAUUUCCACAGCAUACAUUUUUGAUGAAUGGCCUAAUACAAGGUGUAAAGGGCUUUUUAUCAUUCAUGAGUGCCCCACUCAUUGGUGCCCUUUCAGAUGUGUGGGGCAGAAAGUCUUUCCUGCUGGUCACAGUGUUCUUCACCUGCAUCCCAAUUCCUCUAAUGAGGAUAAGUCCCUGGUGGUAUUUUGCUAUGAUUUCUGUGUCUGGAGUUUUUUCGGUCACCUUCUCUGUAAUAUUUGCAUAUGUAGCUGAUAUCACCAAGGAACAUGAAAGAAUCACAGCAUAUGGACUGGUCUCUGCAACAUUUGCUGCAAGUUUAGUAACGAGUCCAGCAAUUGGUGCUUACCUCUCUGCUAAUUACGGAGACAACUUGGUAGUGCUUGUUGCAACUAUCAUUGCUUUGGUGGACAUCUGCUUCAUUCUCCUCGCAGUGCCAGAGUCAUUGCCUGAGAAAAUGAGGCCAGCUUCCUGGGGAGCACCAAUUUCAUGGGAGAAAGCUGACCCCUUUGCUUCCUUGAAGAAAGUAGGGAAGGAUUCCACAGUGUUGCUAAUCUGUAUCACAGUGUUUUUGUCUUACCUGCCAGAGGCUGGCCAGUAUUCCAGUUUUUUCCUUUACUUGAGACAGGUUAUUGGAUUCACAUCAACUACUAUAGCAGCAUUUAUAGCUGUUGUGGGGAUCCUUUCAAUCAUAGCCCAGACAGUUUUUCUUAGCAUUCUAAUGAAGACCAUAGGGAAUAAAAACACAGUGCUGCUUGGGCUUGGGUUUCAAAUGCUCCAGCUGGCCUGGUAUGGAUUUGGAUCUGAACCAUGGAUGAUGUGGGCUGCAGGGGCAGUGGCAGCGAUGUCUAGUAUUACAUUCCCCGCAGUGAGUGCACUGGUGUCUCGCAGCGCAGAGCCUGAUCAGCAGGGAGUUGUGCAAGGGAUGAUAACGGGAAUUCGAGGCCUCUGCAAUGGAUUGGGACCAGCUCUCUAUGGAUUCAUUUUCUUCCUUUUCAAUGUGGAAUUGAAUGAAAUUGAUCCAGUUCAGAAUGAGAAAAACACUGUUAUGCUUGAUCCAACUGAUGAGAGAUCGAUUAUCUCUGGUCCACCAUUUCUUUUUGGAGCAUGUGCAGUUCUUCUUGCUUUCCUGGUUGCCUUAUUCAUUCCUGAACACAACAGCCUCUCUGUAAAGACUUGCAACACCCGGAGACAUAGCAACAGCAUCACUAGCACCCAGAGCAACACCCCCCUGCCUGGCAGCGACGAGGACAUCGAGCCACUGCUGCAGGACAGCAGUGUGUGACAGCCACGUUGCCUUGUGACAGUGUCCCCCUUCUGCGCUGGUGAACAAGGGACUGAAGAAUCAGGGUACUGCUGAAAACAAGACGAGAUGCAGAAUGUAUUCUGAAGUCUAGCGUGCUUGUCUUUCAUGCAAAUCGGCAGCCAUGUUGCAUUGCUGCCUACAUGAAGAAAAGUGUUUCUGGAGGUUGCUAAACAAAUAUGAACUGUUAUUUAUGUUAUAUCAUCAUUAUUCCAGCUUUUUUUGUUACCUGAUGGCAGGCAGUUGGAGAAUUUGAAUGUCCCUGUACCUGUAUUUUGACAUGCUGAGUCUUGUGUGAGUUAUAAGAAUUAUCGCAGUGAGGACUUGAUGGUUAAUAUUUUCAGCGAAGCAAACUUGACCAUCUUAAAAAAAAGAUCUCAUCGUUUUUAGGGAGGGAGGCGAGCUUUGGUUCUUUUUAUUUCUAAGGGAUUCUGCUUGGUAAAUUAUAUUCUGACUCCUGCAAGGACUUUUUUUUUGUUGUGCUUAUAAACCAAGCUGAGACAAAAGGUCAACAGAUCUACAUUGUGGAGAUCUCAUAUACAUUUACAAAUGUACUUUUAUAUUGAUGAGACUUAUAGCAUACUUUAACUAAAGAAUUAUCAAUAUUUUUUACUUAGUAAGUAUGUAAGGAUACUUCUCAUAUAUAUAUAUUUUGCUGGUAACCCCUGCAUUCCUCAAUGCCAAUCUGAAAACAAUUGAUAAAACAAAUAGUUCUUAUUUUAUGUUUAAUGAGUAGAAAUUACUGGACAACAAAACUGAAAUCAAACUAUAUAUAUUUUUUUUUCUAUGCCUUAUGGUAAUUUUUGCUGGAUGCAUAGCAGUCAGCACCUUGAGAUGAUGGUGUAGAUGUUUACAAAAUGUUGAACUCUAUGCAUUAAUCUGUACCAUCAGAUCAAUUUUUAUGUAGCUGAGCGCUUCAGUGAUGACAAGUAUGGCUUUCAAUACCUUUUAAAAAGUUUGCUGUAAAAUAGCACAUAAUAUAGAAUUUGGAUUUGAAUAUUUUUUUUAUGCACACUAUAAUUUAAUAGCGAUGAUGCAGUGUCGCAAAAAUUCCAAAUCUGGAAUUGUGUGCUGAAAGGAAGUUAACGAGGUAUGCUGGUGGGAGGUUAAUAAUACUUAGUAGACUAAAAUAUUGAAAAUCAUUUUUUAUUUUGUAUGUCUGAUCAAAUUAUUUGGGAUUUUUUUAUAUUUAAAAAGAUAAGUCUUGCUCAAAGCUUUUUAAAGAGCAGUAGUAUUUUUAAGAUUGAAAUCUCAUUUUAUGGUCACUGAAAGAUUACUUUUUUAAAAUAUAAAAGUAAUAAGGAAGCUUACAUUUCCUGAAUUUAAACACCCUGAGUUUCACCAGAUACCUCAAGUCUUUGUUUUCCCUGUUAUUAAUUUUAAUUUACCUUGGUUUUGAUACUUAUAUCCAAAAUAAAUGUUAUCCAUGAUUUGAAAAUAUUUUUAUGUGAUGAGAUCUACUUGAGGAUGCAAACUAUGCAGGCAAAGUAAAAAAAUAAUAAAGAUAUAAGUAACUCA
This is a messenger RNA of Lepisosteus oculatus (spotted gar), 3200 nucleotides long. RefSeq names its product hippocampus abundant transcript 1 protein-like. Gene Ontology annotation, molecular function: transmembrane transporter activity. Gene Ontology annotation, biological process: transmembrane transport. NCBI's taxonomy places the organism in Eukaryota, Metazoa, Chordata, Actinopteri, Semionotiformes, Lepisosteidae. Gene Ontology annotation, cellular component: membrane. The record is from RefSeq and is a predicted model, not a curated record.